GUCAUUUUUUAGUUCUCCUUUCUCAUUCCUUUUCCUUUUCAAUUUUUUUUUGCGAGUGCGCGUGUAUUGGAUUGACAAGGUCGGAUAAUGAAAUUGUCACAAGUUCGGCACCUUGCAUUACGCUUGACACUUGCACAGAAUGUCCAAAUAACCACUAAAAGUAAAGAUAGAUUGGUCUUUCCCACUGCAUUUUUAUUGGCUGGCCUAGGAGUUGGUGUCUCGUCUUUCAGUUUGAAGCAGUUACUGUCAGCAAAACGUAUGAAAUGAAUCAAUUAAAAUGAAUUUCGCUCACAUCAGUUUUUAGUUUGUUUUAUGGAAAGUAAACUAUUAGAUGCAA
Messenger RNA from Anoplophora glabripennis (Asian longhorned beetle), 337 nucleotides. RefSeq lists its product as uncharacterized. Lineage: Eukaryota; Metazoa; Arthropoda; Insecta; Coleoptera; Cerambycidae. The record is from RefSeq and is a predicted model, not a curated record. Bases 88 to 267 code for a protein of 59 amino acids. The transcript has 3 exons.